Molecule: messenger RNA, 935 nt
Organism: Coregonus clupeaformis (lake whitefish)
Lineage: Eukaryota; Metazoa; Chordata; Actinopteri; Salmoniformes; Salmonidae
Gene: efhd1
Product: EF-hand domain family, member D1
Exons: 4
Coding region: 135-860 (241 amino acids)
Molecular function (GO): calcium ion binding
Source: RefSeq, a predicted model, not a curated record
UGCUCCGCCCCCUCGAAACUGUCCUGGGUGAUGAGAGGAACUCUGAGCCUAGAGCUGACAGACACAGCUGACUUCCAUCCUGAGUACCAGGCACACGCUUCCAUCGCAUCAAGUCAAAAACUAUCCUACGCACCAUGGCAUCGGAUGAAUUGGCGAGGAAACUGCAGCCCAGGCUGGCCGCGGAGCCGGCUCCCCUAUUCAACCCGUGUACACCAGAGGAGACCCCAGUGAAACCGAGCGACCCUGUCCCUGAGCCGCAGGAAAAAGCGGUGGUGGUCAUUGUCAAUGAUGCCACAUCGGAACUCACGGCGAAACUCACCCGGAGACUGGACAUCAACGAUGGGAACGCGGCGCCCAAGCAAGCCAAGGUGUUCAACCCCUACACGGAAUUCAAAGAGUUCUCCCGCAAACAGAUCAAAGACAUGGAUAACAUUUUCAAACGGUUUGACAGUGGUAAGGACGGCUUCAUAGACCUGAUGGAGCUGAAGCUGAUGAUGGAGAAGCUGGGAGCUCCUCAGACCCACCUGGGCCUCAAGAACAUGAUCAAGGAGGUGGAUGAGGACUUUGACGGCAAGCUGAGCUACAGAGAGUUCCUGCUGAUCUUCAGGCGAGCAGCGGCAGGCGAGCUGCAGGAGGAGAGUGGUCUGAUAGCUCUGGCCAGACUGUCUGAGAUAGACGUCUCCACAGAGGGAGUCAUGGGGGCACGGGACUUCUUUGAGGCCAAGGUGCAGGCUCUGAAGGUGGGCAGUAAGUUUGAGGCUGAGAUCCGAGAGGAGCAGGAGGAACGGAAGAGACAGGAGCUGGAUAGGAAACAGAGACGGGCUGCCUUCAAAGAGCUGCAGUCUGCCUUCUGCUCUUAACACAGUAAACACAUACUAAAACACACACACUAAAACACACACACACACACUAAAACACACACACACACACUAAAA